AUGCUGGCCGUCGAGGCUGACGAGGACGCUGACGAGGACGGCGGCGGCGGCGGCGGGCAGCGGGAGGAGGAGGACGUUUUUAUCCUGGGGGUCACAUGGGAGGGGUGGGACGGCACCGCCGGCGGCGCGCCGGAGGGCGUGGCGGUGGCGGACCUGGGGCUUUACGUGAUGGGGCACGAGGAGGAGUUUGUGGGCUGCGGCCACGGCGGGUGGCCCUACCUGAAGGCAGCGUUCGUGCGGGAGUGGCAACUCGGGGUCUACGCCCAUCGCAAGGGGACCGAUGAGUAUGUAAUGCUGGCCGGGCUUGGCGAGGGAAGCUUCCAGGGCGAGGGGGGCCGCGCCGCUGACCUGGCGCAGACCGACAUGGCGUUCAAGGCGGCCGUGCCGCUGCUGCCGGGGGACGAGGCGAACUUUGUGACGGGCCUCGCCAUCGAUUACAGCAACACGGACACGUUGGAGCACCCGCGGGACCCCGAGAAGAACCUGCCAGACGUCCCUGGAAGCUGCGUGCUGCUGCUAGCCACAAUCGACGGCGCGCUGCGCCUGUACCGCCUGGCCAACUUCCAGAAGCGGGACGGCCUUGCGCGCGCCCCGGAGCCGCUGCCGGUCGGCGCUGCGCCGUGGGUCGCGCAGGCGGUCGCGGCGGCCAAGCGGGGCGCGGCGGAAGAGCAGGAGGUGUGCAUUUGUGUGUUUUGA
This is a messenger RNA of Monoraphidium neglectum, 696 nucleotides long. RefSeq lists its product as hypothetical. The coding region runs from base 1 to 696 and encodes 231 amino acids. The record is from RefSeq and is a predicted model, not a curated record. The transcript has 4 exons. Lineage: Eukaryota; Viridiplantae; Chlorophyta; Chlorophyceae; Sphaeropleales; Selenastraceae. Gene Ontology annotation, biological process: RNA export from nucleus. Gene Ontology annotation, molecular function: structural constituent of nuclear pore.